GGAGCGUGUUACUGUUGCUAGGAGACGGCGGACACAACUGUCCUGUCGCGAACUCACAUCCAAACCUUUCUGCUUAUUAUUGCAGCACCACGCCAAAGAAAUCUGUUUGGAAACGCCACUUUUUGUAUUUUAACAUUUUCUAUUUUUGUCAAGCACUGCGUUGCCAUGUCUUUCAUCAAACCCUCAAAACCAGACCCUCCAUCCUCAGCUUUAAAGGAAUCCAUGACACUAAAAUCUGGAUUUCGACACACAGUGUUUUCCCUCAAUGGAAAUAAAUACACCGGGGAAUGGCAGGACAACAAGAAGCACGGCAUUGGAACUCAGAUAUGGAAAAACACUGGAGCCGUUUACAAUGGUGAAUGGAGAUUUGGCAAAUAUGAUGGAUAUGGCACCUACUAUGUGUUAGAGCCUGAAUCAAAAAGUUAUGUGUGGAAGUACGAUGGAGAGUGGAAAAAUGGAAUGAAGCAUGGCUACGGGAUUUACUUUUACAAUGACACGGCAGUGUAUGAAGGAGAGUGGAGCGAGGGCCAACGCAGCGGGCGGGGAAAAAUGUUCCACGAGAACGGAGACGUCUAUGAGGGAGAGUGGAUGAAUGAUAAGAACCACGGGGAAGGAAAACUCUUGUUUGCAAAUGGAAGCUGGUAUGAGGGCUCCUGGAAAGACGGCAAGAGGAAUGGCAACGGGAAAUCUUACAAUUCUGAAAAAGGCCUGCUUUAUGUAGGUUUCUGGGUAGACGGAGAAGCAAAAUGUGGAACUUUAUGUGAAUAUGAAAAGGACAAAGCCCCAGAGCCAUCAAAGAGUACAUUUCCAAAGCUUCACUUGGUGGACUCAGAGCUGGUUUUAAAGGAAGCUCAGUCAGCUUAUCAGUCCUGAUAGACACGCCCACUGAUGAAGAAUAAACACCAACAGAAUUAUUUA
Messenger RNA from Oryzias melastigma (Indian medaka), 918 nucleotides. It is a transcript of the gene morn3, whose product is annotated as MORN repeat containing 3. The transcript has 6 exons. Lineage: Eukaryota; Metazoa; Chordata; Actinopteri; Beloniformes; Adrianichthyidae. The record is from RefSeq and is a predicted model, not a curated record. Bases 166 to 873 code for a protein of 235 amino acids.